Messenger RNA from Odocoileus virginianus texanus, 3687 nucleotides. It is a transcript of the gene GOLIM4, whose product is annotated as golgi integral membrane protein 4. NCBI's taxonomy places the organism in Eukaryota, Metazoa, Chordata, Mammalia, Artiodactyla, Cervidae. Gene Ontology annotation, cellular component: Golgi membrane; Golgi apparatus. The record is from RefSeq and is a predicted model, not a curated record.
GGACGGCCGCGGCGCGGGGCCCCGGCGGGACUAUGGGAAACGGGAUGUGCUCCCGAAAGCAGAAGCGGAUCUUCCAGACGCUGCUGCUGCUAACCGUGGUGUUCGGCUUUCUCUAUGGCGCGAUGCUCUACUACGAGCUGCAGACGCAGCUGCGGAAAGCCGAGGCGGUGGCGCUCAAGUACCAGCAGCACCAGGAGUCCCUUUCCGCCCAGUUACAAGUUGUGUAUGAACACAGAUCAAGAUUGGAGAAAUCCUUGCAAAAGGAAAGACUUGAACAUAAGAAAGCAAAGGAAGAUUUUCUAGUUUAUAAAUUAGAAGCACAAGAAACACUGAAUAAGGGAAGGCAAGAUUCUAAUAGCAGGUACAGUGCAUUGAAUGUCCAACAUCAGAUGCUGAAGAGUCAACACGAGGAGCUAAAGAAGCAACACAGCGACUUGGAAGAGGAGCACCGCCGACAAGGAGAAGACUUCAGUAGGACAUUUAAUGACCACAAGCAGAGAUACCUGCAGCUGCAGCAGGAGAAAGAACAAGAGCUUUCUAAGCUAAAAGAAACUGUGUACAAUCUGAGAGAAGAGAACAGACAGCUGAGGAGAGCGCAUCAGGACAUGCACACACAGCUGCAAGAUGUCAAGCAACAGCAUAAGAAUUUACUCUCCGAGCAUGAGCAACUUGUAGUGACUCUGGAAGACCACAAGAGUGCGCUAGCUGCUGCACAGACUCAAGUUGCAGAAUAUAAACAACUGAAAGAUACACUGAACAGGAUUCCAAGCUUUCGAAAACCAGAACAAACAGAACAGCAAAAUCUGACCCAGGUGGCACAUUCUCCACAGGGUGACCUCACAGCAAGGGGCAAGUCACCUGGAGAGCCUCGGGAGGUGUCUCGAAAUAGUGAAGUGUGGCAGAACCAUGAAGCAGCCCCUGGAAGAACAGAGGAAACAAAGCCUUACCCUUCCACCCAGAAGGAGGCAGAAUUUCAGGCUCCCGUGGAACUGACCCAGCAAGAAGCGGGACCCAGGGAGCCGGAGGAGCGACAGGUGGAGGAGGAGCACAGGCGGGCCCUGGAGGAGGAGGCCAUGGAGCAGGUGGGGCGGCCUGAGCACCUCGAGGAGGAGCACGACCCAUCACCCGAGGAGCAGGAUCGGGAGUGGACGGAACAGCGUGAACGAAAGGAAGCCGGACUUGCGGCAGGGGAGGUUCAUGCUGAGGUGCAUCCUUCAGCCAAGCCGGUUACCAGACUCCAGUCGCCAUACGAGGAGCAGCUGGAACAGCAGAGGCUGGCGGCGCAGCAGGCGGAGGAGGCCCAGCGGCUGAGAGAGGAGCAGGAGGCCCUGCAUCAGCAGCGGCUGCAGGGACGCCUGCGGCGGCAGCAGCAACAGCUCCUCGCCGGGGAGACAGCCCGACAGCGGCAGGACGGGCUCCAGGAGGGCCGGCCGCAGCGCCCCGAGCAGCCACGGCAGCAAGCUCCUUACGAUGCUGUGGAUAAUGAUAUUGUUCAGGGAGCAGAGGACCAGGGCAUCCAGGAAGAGGAAGGAGGUGCCUAUGAGAGAGACAACCAGCACCAAGACGAGGCGGAAGAAGACCCAGAGAAUGGACACGAGCUGCAAGAACAAGCGCCCCACGAGGCUGACCCAGAGUCCGAGGGAGAUAGGGCAGCUGUAGGGGAUAUAAACCCAGCAGAUGACCCUAAUAAUCAAGGCGAGGAUGAGUUUGAAGAAGCCGGGCAAGUGAGGGAAGAAAACUUGCCAGAUGAAAAUGAAGAGCAAAAACACAGUCACCAAAAGCAACAGAAUGCAGAAAUGGAGGAACAUUUGGUGAUGGCAGGAAAUCCAGACCAGCAGGAGGACAAUGUGGAUGAGCAGUACCAGGAGGAAGGGGAAGAGGAGGUUCAGGAAGAUUUGACUGAGGAGAAAAAAAGGGAACUGGAGCAUAAUGCUGAAGAGACCUAUGGUGAAAAUGAUGAAAAUGCCGAUGAGAAAAAUAAUGAAGGAGAAGAGCAAGAAGUUCGAGAUGACAACCACCCCAAAGGCCGAGAGGAGCAGUAUGAGGAGGAGGUGGAGGAGGAGGAGGACGGGGCUGCCGCCGCUGAGAAGUCACGGCGAAGAGCUGAGAUGUAGCCCUGCCCGAUUUCACAGGCAGAGCUCAGCUGCCGGGUUCUUUCCAAGCUGCUCAAACAUAAAUCUGCCUACUGAGCUCUAGGGUAUUUAACUACAAAAAUUAAAAAUUUAGACUUUUUUUAACUUUUGUAUUAGAAAUGCUCAUACAUUUAUAUGAAUAUAUUUUGAUAACCUAGGUUAGAGCUUCUUUUUAUAUUCAAGCAAGACCUGAAUGAGAAGAAAAAUGAUAGAGCAGACGUUAGGCUCUGAAUCUCAUUGUUCGCAGAUUAUGUGAUACUGGAAAAGACCUUGAUUUUGUAUAUGUUUCAACUUGUCCCUUCUCUGUCUUCCAGUUUCCAAGUGUUCUGCUGUCUGCCUUUGAUGAAAUGCAGAAUUUCAAGAUAGGGAAUACUGAAAAAUGCUGUACACAUUUUAAGGAGAAUGGCCAAUUUACUAAUUGGUGCCUUUCCAAGGUUCUUAUGUAUAGUUCUGAUAGAAUUUUCACCUGUCUGUGUAUCUCUGGGAUAAGACUCAUAGACAGUGACAUGUAGUUAGACAUUUUGGUUAUAAAGACACUGUUUUUCAGGCUUCUUGGAUCAGUUAGAGAAAUGUUUUAUCUUACUUAAGAUCACAGGUCUUCCUCUUGAAUUAAAUUUAAAAGUGAGAUAGUAUUAAAACUUAACGUGGCAGUAUUCUGGACUUAGCUAUUUCAGGAUUCAAACAAGGUAUGACACACCAGCAUAUUAACCUUUUGAAAGGACUGACACUUUGUUUAAUAACGAAUUUGGUGUGUAUGGGUGGCAUUUUCCACAUGAGCACCCCUUCUUUUUUUUGGUGGUCACCCAGUGAUAGCCUUGUUUUAGUAUCUAAUUCUUGACAGUAAUACAUAUUUCCCUGUAAACCCUGUGCCUCAACACUUAAUCAUUGAUGACAAGCAUGAAUAUGAAGAAGUACCAAACUGUACAACUGAUCAGGAUAUUGUUCAAAAACUAUAUGGUGAAGUACAUAAGGUGGUAUGAUUGACUCUCAUGACUUUUCUGUUUGCUGGGAUUAGGUCUGCAUUAUACCCAUGGAUACAAGUUUAAUGAUGAUGAAUUAUACAAAUCCCUUAAAAUUAAAAAUCAAAAUUUCCUAUGGGAUAGAGACAUAUUUCAGUCUCAAGUAUAAAAAUAUUUAACUAAAUAGAAUUAAGUUAUAUCAUUCAUUCAUAUGUGUGUGGUUUUAUAAUAGUACUUUCAAAUUAAAACUGAUUUCAAUUUGUACUAUUAUUGUGUGAAUGUAAUUUUAUUUUUAAUAACCACACUCAUGUAUGGUUUUUGCUUAUCCCAGAUGAGUGGUUAUGUUUGUAUGCAUAGGAAUGCUUUGUUCAAAUAUAUUUUGGAUUUUCAGUAAUCAUGAAUCAAAUCUUACCUUUAUGUAUAAAAACUCUUUAUGUAAUGUAAAAUGUAUAAUAUUGUACAUAAUAUUCAGAAUACAAUUAUUUUGGUAAAUUAGUUUGUAUUUUUAAUGUCCCAGUUGCAGUAUUUAAUUAUUUGAAACACAUUGAAACUUGGUAAUAGUCAAUAAAAUGAAAAGGAGCAAGCAGUAAACCUUC